Molecule: messenger RNA, 1041 nt
Organism: Knipowitschia caucasica
Lineage: Eukaryota; Metazoa; Chordata; Actinopteri; Gobiiformes; Gobiidae
Source: the annotation of a GenBank genome assembly
AUGCGCGUUCACGUGUGCCGGUUGUUUUGGUUUGGUGAGUGUGAUGAAGUCCUCUCUGUCUCAGACUCUGUGCGGCUGGUUGGAGGCUCUGGUCUCUGCUCCGGAUCAUUGCAGAUAUGGGACCGGUCCUGGAUCUCAGUCUGUGAAGGGGCCUUGGACCUGCGGGGAGCAGAGGUGCUUUGCAGGGAGCUGGGCUGCAAUGCUCCUUCUGUCCUCCAGGGGGAGCUCUCUCCGCUGGGGACGACAUUCCACUGUGAGGGCCAUGAGUCUGCUCUGAUGGACUGUCCCCGGUCCAGACCCAAGAUCUGUUCCUCUGGACCCCAUGAGGGCGUCAUCUGCUCAGAGCCGCUCAGGCUGGUGGAAGGGGCCAGUCGCUGUGUCGGGACACUGGAGCUCAGACACAGAGGAGAGUGGAGACGAGUGACGUUUGAUAGAAGAGGCUGGACCGAGGAGGACUCAGCUGCUGUGUGCAGAGACCUGGACUGUGGAUCUGCUGUUUCUGGACCUCAGAAAGAUGGUUUUCCAGUCACGACUGUGUGGGUGAUCUCACCUGUCUGCAUAAGGAGGAGGAAGUCUAAAGUGAGAGAAUGUGUUCUCGGCCAGCCUUUCCCUUCCCGUUAUGGUGUGAAGUUGAUGUGUUCAGACUUACUGAACCGUCCAGUCCUGUCCCUUUAUGUGACUGUGGGGGUCUCCCAGGUCCAGGUCUCCCAGGUCCAGGACUCCCAGAUCCAGGACUCCCAGAUCCAGGUCUCCCAGGUCCAGGUCUCCCAGGUCGGGGUGCAGGUGGUGCGUGUGCAGUUGGGGUCUCAGUUCUUGGUCCAGUGCUCGGUGAAGCCUCAGUUCCCAGGAGGCUCCUUCCAGCUGCUCUCUCCCUCUGGGAGCCACACCCUGCCUGCUGUCAAUCACUCUGCACACUUCCUGUUCAAUCACACUGGCCGUGCCCACAAAGGAGACUACACCUGUGUUUACCACCUACAGGUGUUCAACCACAGCUUCACCUCCAAGAGUGAGAGACUGGAGCUGAGGCUGGGAGGUACCUGA